AUGUUGACGCUGCCUGAAAAAGAAGAGGAAAUGUUGAGGAGACUUAACGUGGAUGACUUGCCGCAGACAGGACUUCAGGUAAAAGUUGUUUACCUAAAUCCUUCAGGGAAUGUUAUUGUAAGAAUUCCGCAAGACCAGCCAACCAAAACACUGGUGAAAAACCUGGCAUGUGAAAACUGGCGUGAAGUGUCUAAUGCGACAUUACAACACACUGAACUUGUUCCUGAAUUAAGAACCAGCAUCCGCAAAGUUUUAUCCAAGGAAUUCAGUGAAUAUCUGAAGUCUGAAACAAUGCUAUGCGCAAGAAACCCAGACGAAAUAGCCGGUUUUUCGAACAAAUUGUUCAUGGAAGAGGUGCGAAUUUUCUGCCCUCUAUGGUAUAAUUGCGUUAUCGGGGCAAGUGGUGUCUUGACCCAGGUAGAUGUGAACUCUGUUGCUAAAGAUCACAAUUCACUUGCCCUUGCCACCACUAUCCUGGCUCAUGUUAGGAAUUCUCAAGCGUCGGCCGUCCACUAUAGGAUCUCCACUAUAUUAUUCCAUAGCGGCGUAAAACAUGAUGACCUCAAUCGCCUCAAUCGUUUGGGUGUGUGCAUGUCUCUAGACUCCAUUAUUCGUCUUCAAAGCAAGAUGAAUGCACAGCUGGAAGGCAAAGUGAAGAUCUGGAAGGCUACAGUUGAAGAGAAUUGUGGCACUCUCAAGUUAGCCCACGAGGUGGUCCAGAAACAAGUUUCCUUGCCACUGAAUGUCAGUCAACAGUGCCUGGAGACAUACGACUUUUUUUCGUCAAAAGGUUACGAGUAUUUGAUAAAGCUAUUGGAUGAGGAGAAAGCAAAAAAGAGUGUUGAAACAUACACUAGAGCUCGUGUUCAUUCAGUCAUCAGAAGAUUGGAGAGUACCAAACUUCCCUUGCACAAGUGAGUAUAUAUUUUUUCUUUAACUGAGAAAUGUUUUAUUUUAGUUGGUUUUCAAGAUAUGUUCUUGAAUUAAACAGACCCUGGUUAUUGCUUUUCCCUUUUUCAGACGUAUAGAAUCUCACAGAUAAUACAACAUUUUUAUAAACAAAUAAAUGGAAGCACUUUAGCUUUGUCAAUUAAGUCAUACGUCCUCAUUGGUUCAUUUUAUCGUACUAGUUUUCUUUAAUGUUUUGAAUUUGGAAAUUCCUACUGUGUGUUUUUACUUUGUUCUCCAAAUAAAAAAGAUUGGUGGGGGACAACAUAGAUUAUGAAAUCCAUGCCAGAGUUCAGUCCCAAAAGCACCAUAAUCGCUCCAUCCACUGGACACACCAGUUUGCUGUUCUAGACCAGGUUCAAGAUCCUCAACUUGAAAGCCACUGUAGCCAAAAGUCUGUCAAUGAGAUCCAGUUUGCAGAACUCCUGCCUGAUAAAGAUGUCAUGGAAAACCUUCUCAAGAAUUGGGCUGUCAUUGUCAGUCGAGUGAUAACAAAGUAUUUACCACCUCUCCAAUCAUUUAGAGAUGCUGUAGUGAGACACAUACCACAUGAAUACUCCAAGGAGAUGUCUCAGAAAUCCAACUCUGUGGGUAGAAUUACAUGUUAUAUAUAGUAAUGAUAACAACACCUUUCAUGCCAAUGAAGACUUAUAUUAGAUUCUGAAUUGUGAUUACUUAAUAGUUAUUAUAAAUUACAAAUUAUUUUAAAGAGGAGUGAGAGUGGGGUGUUCCAUAAUCCACUGUAUAUACCAGUCCAUCUUAUUAUUUUCAAAAUGUUGGCAAUGUUACUCUUUUUUUUAAGUUUAAGUAGCCCUCCAUCCCCAAAACAUAUGCGAAAUCACAGAAAUGUUUUAAACUGCAUGAAUGUUCAUCAAUAAAAAAGAAUAACUCUAUUUGCUAUCAUUUUGGAUUAUAACUGGUUGUAUACUUUUCAACUUUUUAGUGCUUCCUUAGUAUGCAGUUUCUCAAUCCCAAUGUUUCUGGGGAGAUGGCCCAACUCCUACAGCACAAUCAAGAGAAGUAUGUGCCUUGCUUGUCUAAUGGGAACAACAAGACCAUUCUUGAACAGGUUUCUCUCCAUGGUGACCAGUUAUUGAAGAACGGGCCAGGAAUGUUAUCUGGACGUAUAGGGAUGGCGUAA
Molecule: messenger RNA, 2089 nt
Organism: Porites evermanni
Lineage: Eukaryota; Metazoa; Cnidaria; Anthozoa; Scleractinia; Poritidae
Source: the annotation of a GenBank genome assembly